GCUCGAUUUACUGUACCACUUCACCAUACCUCGCAGCUUGGGCGGAGGGCAACAUACAUUUUGAAAGCAACAUCCAUCACAGCAUCACAUAUCCUUACUUUCUAUCCAUUUAGCAUGUCCGAUUCGCCCACUUCGUCCAAUGGCAUUAUUGAAAUCUUGAGUAUAAUCUUGGACGCGCUGAUCCUGGCUAAAAAGACUAUAGAUACUCAAAAAAAAACCAUCCCUGGGGCAGACGAUGACCUCAAGCGAAAGUUCCACUGGAUCAACUGUUCCCUCAAGAAUAUUACUCAAUUCAACUACACGGUUGUAGACACCUAUUUUUCCUCGGGCCGCUACUGGAAAGCACCCGAAGGCAAUAAUUCGUUCUCUUCAGUGACGUUCUCUUGUUGCAAUGGCGAUAAUGCCAUCACAGGCGCGACAGGGGGCACAGCGUUCAAUCUGUGGCUUGACUCUAAGCAAUCGUUUGACUUCGCAGUGGGCUGGACGGACCCGCUCCUAGGCUCAAUCAAAGCUGGAGUCGUGGAAUCCGCCGUUGCCAAGGCCGGCUAUGAGGCGGCCACCAGAGAAGGAGGGCAUAUUCAGUCCAAGAACGUCUAUAUGGGAAAGGACAAGAAAGGCAACCCUGCGAAGUUCUAUAUUAGGGUCUCAGCUUCACCAGGCAAGGACCCUAUGUCGUUUGUAGUGCAGCAGGUUCCCUACGUGGCUGAGGAUGACAAGAACAAGUACUAGUACAAGCUUACCUUAGGAGGGGUUGCACAAUCAUGUAUCGGCGCUGAGGUAGCCACCGUGUUUACCUCUGGUGGCUCGUUCCCAUGGCUGACAACACCACCAAAUAUACGCCGGUGGUGACCUGAGAUUGGCAGGAAUACAUUGAAUACAUCCUGCCCAUUUAUAAUAUUAACGCCCGAUCAUGUACUUUCACCAUCGAAGACAUCGGACAGAAUGGAAA
Messenger RNA from Suillus subalutaceus, 949 nucleotides. RefSeq lists its product as uncharacterized. NCBI's taxonomy places the organism in Eukaryota, Fungi, Basidiomycota, Agaricomycetes, Boletales, Suillaceae. Bases 115 to 729 code for a protein of 204 amino acids. The transcript is spliced from 3 exons. The record is from RefSeq and is a predicted model, not a curated record.